Messenger RNA from Aspergillus pseudotamarii, 312 nucleotides. RefSeq lists its product as uncharacterized. Bases 1 to 312 code for a protein of 103 amino acids. The record is from RefSeq and is a predicted model, not a curated record. The transcript is spliced from 3 exons. Gene Ontology annotation, biological process: mitochondrial respiratory chain complex I assembly. Lineage: Eukaryota; Fungi; Ascomycota; Eurotiomycetes; Eurotiales; Aspergillaceae.
AUGGCUUCGGGUUUCGGUCUCAAUGGCGGUCCUUCCCGCUGCUACAACUUCUGGCAGGAAGUCCUCGGCUGCUAUGUCGUCAACGCCGGCGAUGGUGAAACCGGCAAGAAGAAGUGUAUGCCCGCGUUGGAGGAUUACUACGAGUGCCUGCACCACAGAAAAGAGGCUUUGCGAACGAUGAAGAUGCAGGCCGCCUACCGGAAGGCCGAAGCCGCGCACCCCCGGGAGAACGCGCCCAAGGCAGAGCAGAUUCGCAGUUUGGGGCUGCUAGGGAAGGAAGAAGAGGCAUCUGCUUUACUGACGAAGGCUUAA